AUGCCUUACACGGCAACUGGACUAUUCAACCAUGCCACAGCGGCGACCCCGGUCGACAUAUUUCAGAACGCAAGAGAGUUCAUCAAAGACAAGCUCUACUUCACAUCCGUUUCCUAUCCGCCUCCGCAAUAUGUGAACGUGCACUUUUUCACCAUCGACAGCACGCUGGUCUACAUCAGCUUCUACUCGGAUUUCGGGCCGUCCAAUAUGGGACAUAUUCUCCGAUUCUGUGAGAUACUGAACGAGAAGUUGGUGAGUCCCAUCAAUGCCAACAAAAAAAUAUGCUUGCUCAGCUCAAUGGAGAAUGACAAACGCGCCAAUGCAGCGUUCCUGAUGUGUGCUUACCAGAUGAUUGCAUUCAAGAAAACCCCAGAGGAAGCCUUCCAGCCGCUUAUUGGCAUAUCGCCUCCAUUCACACCCUAUCGUGAUGCAGGCUAUGGGCCAGCAACAUACUACAUCACCAUUCUCGAUUGCUUGCGGGGUCUUUACAAGGGUCUCACUACAGGGCUACUGAAUCUCGAUACUUUUGACUGUGACGAGUACAAGUUUUACGAGCGAGUCGAAAACGGCGAUCUCAACUGGAUCACAGACAAAUUUGUAGCCUUUGCUUCUCCUCACGAUGAGCCGGCAUCGGCCGGUUUUCCUCCAAACCUAACCGGAAACGGCUUCUUUGGCAUGUCUGCUACGGUGGCAUGGGAAAAGAACGAAACCAAGGAAGGCCGCACACCAGGCCAGCCAUUCUAUUCCGCCUACAAAAUUGACGAUUUGGUGCGCUAUUUUCAAGAAAAGCAAGUUCGAACUGUCGUCCGCUUGAACAACAAGAUCUAUGACCGACAAAAAUUUGUCGACAGCGGCAUCGAGCACAUUGAGCUCUACUUCCCUGACGGAACCACGCCUCCGGAUGGAAUCCUUAAACGCUUCUUGGAUUUGUGCGAGAAUCGCCAAGGCAAGAUAGGCAUUCACUGCAAGGCCGGUCUUGGGCGUACUGGAACCCUGAUUGCCGCAUAUCUCAUGAAGCACUACAAGUUCACUGCUGCGGAGGUCAUCUCCUACCUCCGUAUUCUUCGCCCUGGAAGUGUCGUGGGCCCGCAGCAAAACUAUCUGCAGAGCAUGCAGUCCAAGCUCUGGAAAAUGCACCCCUCGAGCAAGCUUCAUCCACUGAUCUCGCUUCUUAAGCCAGCGACAUUUUUCACCACGACGCGCUUCUCUCCGCCAAACCAGAUUGUAGCCCUGCUUAGGGUUGUCGAUGCCUCCGCUGAACCUGAGGAUGAAGUUGAUGAGGACUCCAACGUUGCCGGAAUUGACACUAUGGAACUAUCCGAUGCCCCUGAGCAUCAUGGCCAAAAGCCACAGUUUAUCCAAAACGAUUCAAGUCUUCACCGAGCAGCCAAACCCGGCGAGGUCAUGUCGAUUCCGGUGCAGCCACGAAAGCAUAUAUCCACGACACCGUCCGCAGGUGAAAGCCGUCCUGGGCGCGCCACCAGUGCCCACCCUUCUUUGGUAAGGUCGAGCGGGGAUACUGCUUGUCCCAUAGUUGCAGAUCUACAGUGUCCUUAG
Messenger RNA from Polychytrium aggregatum, 1557 nucleotides. Its product is annotated as dual specificity protein phosphatase. The record is from RefSeq and is a predicted model, not a curated record. Gene Ontology annotation, molecular function: protein serine/threonine phosphatase activity; protein tyrosine/serine/threonine phosphatase activity. Bases 1 to 1557 code for a protein of 518 amino acids. The transcript is spliced from 6 exons. Gene Ontology annotation, biological process: positive regulation of cytokinesis; microtubule cytoskeleton organization; regulation of exit from mitosis. NCBI's taxonomy places the organism in Eukaryota, Fungi, Chytridiomycota, Chytridiomycetes, Polychytriales. Gene Ontology annotation, cellular component: mitotic spindle; nucleolus; spindle pole.